Molecule: messenger RNA, 2223 nt
Organism: Coffea eugenioides
Lineage: Eukaryota; Viridiplantae; Streptophyta; Magnoliopsida; Gentianales; Rubiaceae
Product: probable pectate lyase 12
Exons: 5
Coding region: 405-1892 (495 amino acids)
Molecular function (GO): pectate lyase activity
Source: RefSeq, a predicted model, not a curated record
UGAAGAGAAGGAAAAUAAACCUCCCUUCGCUCCUCUUCGACUCCCCGAUUCCAAAGAUGGUGUCCCAAACGCAGCCACCCAAACAAAUCUCAUCAUCUUUUCUUCUUCUACAAAUAAACUACUAAAAUCCCUCCAAAACCCUACCAUGAAAGUUACAUAAAUUUAUUUAUUUUUUUAUUCAAUUCUCUAACCUCAUUUUACAUUACUACUUGUACUAAUUAAAGAAACUUGCUUAAUACAAGUACACCAUGUAAAUAGCAUCACAUUUCCCCAAAUUUUGCAGGUUCCUCUGCGCAUUCAGGAACAAGACUUCUAUUCUUGAGAGAGCUGUUUGAUCUCCUAAAGCAAGUAUUAAUUACUAGCAUAAAACAUUAGACCUUGCCGUGUUUGCCAGUCCUCCAAGAAUGCUUCCUCCUCCUGACUUGUGCAGCAUUCUGCGAAUUCCCUUCUUAAUCUUGUUGCUCUCCCUCCCUGCUAAAGCCUCCUCUUUCAAUCUCACCCUCCCCAACCAACACCCCUACCCCGAGGCUGUGGCUCAUGAAGUACAAAGGAAGGUAAAUGCAUCUUUAUCGCGAAGAGAACUACUCUCCACAACGGUCCACGACCAAGCCCAAUGCCUGACCGGCAACCCAAUAGAUGACUGCUGGAAAUGCGACCCCAACUGGGCCAACAACCGCCAGCGCCUGGCCGACUGCGCCAUUGGGUUCGGCCAAGCCGCAAUGGGCGGCAAAGGUGGACAGAUCUACAUGGUCACCGACUCCUCCGACCACGACGCCGCGAACCCAACUCCGGGCACCCUCCGGCACGCCGUCAUCCAAGACGAACCCCUCUGGAUAAUUUUUGCGGCCAACAUGCAAAUCAAGCUUAAGCAUGAACUAAUCGUGAACAGCUUCAAGACCAUUGACGGUCGAGGGGCAAAUGUGGAAAUCACUGGGGGUGGCUGUAUAACGUUACAGUACGUAAGCAACAUCAUUAUUCAUAACAUUCACAUUUACGACUGUGUCCCUAGCGGAAACACUAACAUACGGUCGAGUCCAACGCAUGUUGGGUGGAGAGGGAAAUCCGACGGUGAUGGGAUCUCGAUAUUUUCGUCCAGGAAUCUUUGGAUUGAUCAUUGUGCGCUUUCUCAUUGUACCGAUGGGUUGAUUGAUGCUAUCAUGGGUUCCACAGCUAUUACUAUCUCUAAUAGCUUUUUUACCCAUCACAAUGAAGUCAUGUUGCUUGGCCAUGAUGAUAAGUAUUUACCCGAUUCCGGCAUGCAGGUGACAAUUGCGUUUAAUCAUUUUGGACUGGGGUUAGUACAACGUAUGCCAAGGUGCAGGAGAGGGUACAUACACGUGGUGAACAAUGACUUCACAGAAUGGAAGAUGUAUGCAAUUGGUGGUAGUGCUAAUCCUACCAUCAAUAGUCAGGGAAAUAGGUACAUCGCCCCGCCCGACCCGGAUGCCAAGGAGGUGACAAAGCGCGUGGAAACAGACGAGAAGGACUGGAGUGACUGGAACUGGAGGACGGACGGGGACAUGAUGGUAAAUGGAGCGUUCUUCGUCCCCUCGGGCGAGGGGCUGAGCGCCCAAUAUGCUAGGGCCUCCAGCGUCGAGCCCAAGUCUUCUGGACUUAUUGACCAGCUAACGUUGAACUCCGGUGUCCUUGGUGGGCCCAGGGACAACAGCGUUAGCAUAUCCUAUGGCGGGGGGUCUACCACCGGAGACAGCGCAAACGGUCAUGGCGGUUCGGGGUCCGCUCCUGGCGGAGAUGGCGACUUCUUCGGUAUGAUAUUUGGCAGCGGCGCACCACCACCUCCUCCUCCUCCAACACCAUCUGCGCUCGUCUUUUUGUCUCUUCUAAUUAUUUUAAUUUCGUGCAUGAUCACCAACCAAGGUGCUCUACUAUGAUUAUUAUUACUAGUAUAUAGGAAUUUAAAGAGCCAAAAAAAAAAGAAAAGAAAAAGGAAGAAACUAACAUUUUUAAUUAAUUAUUUAGAGGGAAAAAGGAAGAAGAUCAACCAUCACAUCUCUUCCUGCACAUGUAAUUUUGAUUCUCAGGCAUCAAUUGAACAAGCACCUCAAGGCAACGCUCAGGGAUUCGUCUUUUCUUUUUUUUUUUUUUUGGUGGGGUCAGUAUAGAAUUUUCAUUUUCUCUUGUUGCUUUUCAGUGGGCCAUUUUGAUGUAGAAGGAAUUGAUUUUGCCCAAAGUCAAGUAAUGUGAUGGGGAGAGAAUUAUCAA